Messenger RNA from Rotaria socialis, 2520 nucleotides. The record is from the annotation of a GenBank genome assembly. NCBI's taxonomy places the organism in Eukaryota, Metazoa, Rotifera, Eurotatoria, Philodinida, Philodinidae.
AUGGUUCUUCUUGCAGUAAAACAAUUAGAAAAAAGUAUAUCUACCAAUGAUAUGGAUAAUGUAUCCAUACUUGGCUUGGACCAAGGCUGUAUUUUAUUGUUUGCUGCGACAACUCUUUCUCGAAAUUCAUCGACUCCACGAUCAAUCAUCGGCGGUGUUGACUUAAUGGACGGUGAUCAAAAAAUCUAUCAUCGCCAUCCAUCAUGCGUCAAAAUCACACAUGCCAGUAUUAAUGCAUCACGAUCAUUAUGUUGCUUUGUAACACGUUCAGAAUCAUAUGCUUUUGAUGUAUUUGUCGCUGAAAUUGGUUCAUCAAACUCAGGACGUUUAUUUUCACUUAAAUUUCCACGUUCCAGUUCAAUCCGAGCCUAUUUCGCACCUAACGAUGUUAUUUUGUUACUUAAUCGUGAUGUCGUCACUCUAUUUCGAAUGCCUAAUAGUGGCAAUGCUUUGGAUAAAGCCUAUGUUGUUGAUAGAGAUGCACAAAUAAGCAACUGCAUUUAUUAUCAAUGGGAUACAAUUCAACAACGAUUACACGUCAUACAAACACGUCAGCCAGGAUUAAUAAAAGCAACGCCAACAACCGAAUUUGAUGCCUUGGUCUAUAAAGCUUUUACCAUAAAUGCUAGAGGCCAAUUCGAUAAUAUUAUGAAAAUUGAUUUCGAUUUUAAACUACCGGAACCUGCAUCAAGCCAAUUGAUUUUCGAAAUACUUUCCAGUGAGACAAGUCUUUUUCUUUGUUGGCAAUCAACAAUGAAAGAAGAAAGUCAAAAAGUUGAAUACGCAGUUGUUUCACUUGGCCAUGGUCGAAGUCUUUAUCUAUCGAAAUCAUUACAGCAAGGGCAUUGGGAAAUAUUUCAAUCUCGUCGAGUUCAUUUUGGUCUCAUUGAUGGAGAUUAUGUUUUUGCUGCUUUACGCGGCGAAUUUAUUCAUUUACUUAAUUUUAACGUUCAAUUAAAUUUUCUUAAUCAUCUUUUUAUUCCUUAUGAUUCAAAUAGUUUACCAUAUGAUACAAAAUAUACAACACAACGUGGACUUUUUACGAAAACAUCAACGUUGCUCUAUGAAAAGAGAAAUAUUUCUACGUACACGAUUAAAAUAAAUCCUGAUGAACUCAUUCGAACACUUUCACCAGUUACAGUGGAGUCAAUUAUUGCUUAUGGAGUAGUAGCCGCUAAUAAUAAUGCUAUUGUAGCAGAAAUACUGCACCAUAUUUUAUUCGUUAUGUACGAUGAUUUGAAUACAAAAGCGUAUAUCAAAGAAAUUCUUACUGCAUUAAUCUUCAUGCGUCUUUCAAAACGAAUUCAUCACAAUAAAUAUGUCUUGGCUUUUCCUGCAACAACAGUCAGUCAGCGUCAUACAAAUAAUACAGAAGUAUCAAUUCAUUCAUUUGCUCAUCAUCGCGAAAAUGGCCCGCAACAUACUGGUAUAACAAAUAUUGAUAAAGAAUAUCAUGAUAAACUUCGAUCCUCAUUUGAUCUUGCUCGUAAAUAUCGUCAUAAAUUGUCAUACUAUCAUCCAAUAAUGACAAACAUGGAGGAAAAUGAUAUUGCAGCUGCAACACCAGCACCAUUACCAGAACGCGGAUCACCAGGCACCGGACGCUUUUCAUUUGGAAUGAAACGUUCAACAUUGCCAACAACACCCGAUCGUAAUACAAAUGAACAUUCUAAAUCUUUUAUAUUAUUAGAUGCAAAAAACAAAUAUCUUUUCAAUGGCGUUUCACGAGAAAUUCAACAACUUCACCCGACUUGGGAACAAGGACGAGUUAAAGAACUUGCAUUUGAAUACGUUCAAGCUACACAAAAUCAAUGCAAUGGUUUAAUUGAAUUAUUUACUGGUCUUGCAAAUUUCAAGCGAACACAAGGAUUAAUCGAUACUGAAGAAUCAUCGGGAAAAUAUAGACCACUUUUGGUAGUAAUUGAAAAGUUAUAUUUAGCUAUGGAUGAACUUGGUUUUUCACCGACCGAAGAACUUCAACGAACAUUACUUGAUUUAUCAUAUCGUGUUAUGCCAUUUGAUAGAUUUGUUGCUGCAAUCGAUCAAAAUAUUCUUAUAUUAACGGAAGAAUUUGUUACACGAAUUAUUUUGGAAUUAGAUGAUGAACCAAAAUCAUAUACAGUCAAAGAACAACUUAUUUUUAUGUUACCAAAUACGAAUGGGGAUUUACAUGCACGCUUAUUUGCUUUAAUAAAAACUGAUCGGGCUCAACGUAUGACUGCACAAUUACUUGUCGCUCGAAAUUUUUCUGCAGAGAACUUGUUUUUUAUUAUUUUUGCUUUUUUACUUUGUUAUAGAACAAUGAAUCAAUUACAAUCCGAAGACGUCGAACCAAUUUCUCAACCUAUGACUGAAUUUCAACGAUUGGUUUCAGAAGAUAAUGAUGAUAUCGAUAGGAAACACGACGGAGACAAUGAACUGGCUAAAAUACGUCGUCGGGCACCAACAAGACAUUCAACAAAAGCAGUAUCAACUCGAAAAACAAUAGCAAAACAAACUUCCUUAACUGAGGUAAAAUAG